AUGUCCAAACAGCAGGCUAUGGAGCAGGAGGAUCACCAGCAGGAGCGCGGACAAGCAGACCAGCAAUACACGGCACUGGAAGAGAAUUUGCAAGCUGCACUACAGGACAAUGCUGAGAUGAAAGGCCUGCUCGAAUCGAUCUCGAUUGCCGGACUGCCACAGCAGAGUGGGUUCCCUAAGGACGGGGUGCUACUCAGACGUGCUUUCAAGUGGAUUGAAGAGGGCAUAGAGAAAAACAAGGCCCGUGAGAUACAGAUUCGCGAGCUCCUCAUAGCACAGUUGACUUUGGCGGCUGUUCAAAGCGCGAUAAGAGCGACGCUGCUGAAAACAAGCAUUAAUACAUGA
Messenger RNA from Ramularia collo-cygni, 345 nucleotides. RefSeq lists its product as uncharacterized. NCBI's taxonomy places the organism in Eukaryota, Fungi, Ascomycota, Dothideomycetes, Mycosphaerellales, Mycosphaerellaceae. The transcript has a single exon. The record is from RefSeq and is a predicted model, not a curated record. The coding region runs from base 1 to 345 and encodes 114 amino acids.